AUGCGUAUGUACAAUGAUCCUACAACCUCAGACGUAAUUAUCCACUUCCUCGGCAGAUCUAUCUAUGCUCACAAAGCCAUCCUCGCAGAACACUCAGAAGCCUUCUAUCGCACGUUCUAUGGUCCUUUUGCUAAAACAUCUUAUACCAUCCCAUGCGAGGAAUACGACACCCAAGCCAUAGUAACCCUACUAAAACACAUCUACUCUUUCCCCUACGAGGAACCUAUCAAUGUCGAAGUGGAUCCAAAUUGGUACUUUCAGCUCUACCUUAUUGCAGUUGAGUACUGGGCCGACAGCUUCGAGACUAAAGUCUUGGAUUUAAUAGAAGCGGAAGUGUUUCUUAGUGUCAAAAUCAUCUACGACAGGCAAAAGCUCAAGGAUUGUUGUCGAGCAAGCGAUAAGUACGAAAUCGACAAGCAAGAAAUCACUGAGGAAAAGAAGAGGAGGAUAACACAAAGACUGGUUGCUGAAAAUCGCAUUUGUAGGGACAGAUUUACGUGUGUGGAGAGUGAAGAGGGUGGAGAAACAAACGAGGCUGAUCGUGUAAUGAUGGGUCUUGAGGAGGUACUGGCGAGAUUGAGUAUGGCGGAUAAGAAGCAGCAAGGACACGAGAAGAAGAUGCGGAGACUUGCUCAUCCUGGACGCCUAAGAUUUCGAACGUAUCGAGGGAACGGAAAGAAUCCCUGCGUGUUGUUCGUGUGA
Messenger RNA from Aureobasidium melanogenum CBS 110374, 702 nucleotides. RefSeq lists its product as uncharacterized. Lineage: Eukaryota; Fungi; Ascomycota; Dothideomycetes; Dothideales; Saccotheciaceae. The transcript has a single exon. The record is from RefSeq and is a predicted model, not a curated record. Bases 1 to 702 code for a protein of 233 amino acids. Gene Ontology annotation, molecular function: protein binding.